Anopheles nili is the source of this 10558-nucleotide messenger RNA. RefSeq names its product dmX-like protein 1 (gene Rbcn-3A). Gene Ontology annotation, molecular function: protein binding. The coding region runs from base 1 to 10368 and encodes 3455 amino acids. Gene Ontology annotation, biological process: vacuolar acidification. The record is from RefSeq and is a predicted model, not a curated record. Gene Ontology annotation, cellular component: RAVE complex. The transcript is spliced from 19 exons. NCBI's taxonomy places the organism in Eukaryota, Metazoa, Arthropoda, Insecta, Diptera, Culicidae.
AUGAAUUGUCAUCAGAUUCUAAGUGGUGCUUGCAACGCUGGCGAUCGUUGUUUUGCUGUCGGAUCCGUUGAAGGUGUUCCUUUCACAGCCUACGCAGCGGGAUGCAACAUUGUCGUGCUAGCGAGCAACUUCGAGCGUGUCCAAAUUAUACCCGGAGCGGUGCACAAUUACAUCCGCAUAUCGGCCUUAGAUGCAAGCACCGAUACCGGGAAAAUUGCGGCCGCCUACGAGGAUAAAGUUUGCAUCUUUGAGCCGACCCCACUGAUACACACGGAACGCGCUUCAACACAUGGUCUGGAGUACAAGUGGGUUCAGACAGGAAGUUUGCAAGCUGCUUCCCAUAUCAGCUCACUGUCGUGGAACCUCGAAGGAACGCGUCUGCUGACGGGAGGAACGGUAUUACAGUUGUGGCAUGAACGUUUAUCCAAGCAGGACGAAGAUGAGCCAACGUCGGUUAAAUUUGAAAUUGGUGGAGAACGCGAUCCGAAAACGCCCACUGGCGAAGAGGAAACCGAUAGCAGCUCAUGGGAUUGCGUAUGGAAGUGUCACACUGCAACGCCGGUUCAUCAUAUGGCGUUUAGCCCAGAUGGAACGCUGUUUGCAACCUCCGGCAAAAGCGAUCGUUUGGUGAAGGUUUGGUACGAGAACAAAUACACUUUGUUUCCGAACAAGAGUUUUGAUCAGUCGCAGUCACAAAGCUUCAUUGGUGGCUCCGAAGUCAGUUAUGGAUUCGUGUACGUCGCCCAUCCGCGUGCCGUUACGCACCUUUCGUGGCGCAAGACGAGCAAAUACAUGCCAAAGGGAUCGGUGUCCAAUAUGUUAGUUACCUCGUGCUUGGACAACAUAUGCCGAGUCUGGGUGGAGACGAUACUGCCGGAAGAUGGGUUGGUGAACAUGAACCAGUUUGAUCCAUUGGCUUCGCAAAAUCCAAAGUUCCGUACGCAUCGCCAUAAGCAUCGGUUUAUGCAACGUUUGAAGCAUAUGAAAACAUGCUUCCAUAUACGUCGGCAUGCCAAACACAGCGGCAACGGUGGUGUUAACGGGCUGAAUGGAAUGGGUCCGGGUUUUGGUGGCCCCGGUGCUAGUUCCGGGUUUGGCAAUGCACCAAUUCCAACGUUGCCGUCGACGUAUAGUGUCCAUGACUUUCAUUCGUACGGAUACCACGGUACAGGUAUGCGGUCUGGGUUGCAUUUUCACUUGGCCGCGUCAAUAAACGCCGAGACGGACAUACCGCUGGUGCCGUCGAUGCACACGACCGACCCAUCGGUGCAACCCAACUUUAUAUUGCACUGGCUGAACAACAAGGAGAUGCACUUUACGCUACAAGCCGAAGGAAUUUUACAGGAGAUGACGCGCAAAGUGAUCGAAAAAGAGGACAUGCAAAAUGUUUCCGGUAACGUGAGUGAAGGUGGUGGAGGGGCAGGUGCAAACGAACCCGGCGGAAGCAUGCUGAUGGAAGAGGGAACCAUUAACGAGCAUCAUCGAAAGGGACAGCUGAGAAGCACGCUCUCGCAGGAAGAAAGCAACAGCAGCGAGGAGCAUCCAGCGUUGCACUCGCAGCAUAGAUCUCAUUCGAUUGGCGCUGGCUCCCACGUCGGGCUGCCCAGCCAUCACUCUUUAUCUAACACGACUUCCAUCAAUUCGCUAGCGAACGAUGGACAUUUACAUGUCACGGAUUCGCUCGACAUGAAGAUCGAUUGUCUGCUGCGCGACUGGCAGCAUAACCCGGAUCUGCUCUUUUCCAUUCACCCAAUCGACGGCAGCUAUCUCAUCUGGGUGGUCGAAUGGUUGGACGAAUACCAUCCAGGAUCGUAUCGGCAAGCUCAGGUUUCCUUUUCCACACGCAUCCCUUCUGCUUUCCCGCUGGGAGAUGCCAUGUCGAUGUCUACGACGGUUGCCCUCUACAAUACGGGUGGAAAUCUGGGCUUCCGCGAUAUGAUUAUGCGCGGUCCGAAGUCAUCGAGCGCCGUAGGAGGUCAAUAUAACGCCGGUCAGCUGGACAUAGUGAGCGAUGUAAUUACGUCCCUGCCGAGCGUGAUGGAAGAAAACGAAGCUAACGAGGACGAUAAUGCGGAGCACGGUAGCAAUGCUGACACGGAAGAUCCGGAUGGUGAAAAGGCAGAAGAUGAUGGCGCCAAAAAGGACAAUACAGGUGUGGAUGGCUCCUCGCCCGAGCAAGCAGACAUUUUAACGGCACCACCGUCUCCCACCAUCUCGAUGGUAACAAAGCAUUCGAACGGGACGCUCAACCUAUGGCAGCUGACGUUUGCCGAUAGAAGCAAGUUUUCGCAGGUUCUAAGCAUAGGUCAUGCUUCUCGUGCCUCCGGGCAUCGAUUCCGCGUGAAUGACAUAACGUGCCAUCCCGUGUUGCCGUUGCUACUUACGACAUCGCAUCACAACAUACCGGAUAUGCCGACGAACGGCACCACGCAAUCCGAAAGUGGCAACGGCAACCGUGCAGCAGGCAUGAACCGUUCGAAGGAUGUAUGCGUUCCAUCCGGCUUCUGUUCCGAGCUGAUAUUGUGGCGUGUGGAUGCGGUCGGACCACUGUCACAGUCGGGAGGCGUCAGUGAACUGGCCCGCAUCAAUUCGCCCGAAAUUUCAGCCUUUAGCAACGUUGCCUGGAUACCGACGUUGCUGCCCAGCACAACUCUCGGCAAUCUAAGCAACUCCCCGUCGGCCUGCUUCGUGGCUAGCGAUGGCGAAUGUUUGCGUGUGUACCAGGCAGUGAUUGAUGCGCGCACAUUGUUGGCCGAAAUAUCGAGCUCUGAGCGACGGUUUAGACGGAUGGAUUCACUUAUGUCCUUGUCCACCGAGUCGUCGGAAAAUGCAGCAAUGGUACCUCCUAUUCUGCACGACAAGAUUAAGAUCGUAUCACAGCAGUCCACCGCUAGGCCAGGGUGCAUUAUACAGCUAGAUGCAAUCGAUGAUGCCACGCAUGACUGGCAGAAUACGCAGUUUUUGCACGUGUUCCAGGAGCAAUUGAUUACGGGUGAACGCACGGAACUGGCGGAUCCGUUCGGUGGCGUGAAACCUACCAUCGGGCUGAUGGACGGUGGCAUGGGUGCGAUGGUGGAUUUGCAGCGAAACGCUCAGUUUGAGCAACCGUUUUACUUGGUCGUGCUGGAGCGCACAGCAAACGGCACCACGCUGCACAUGUGGCGUAUUGUGAUUGCUUCCCAACCGACUGCAGCUGAUGAAAUGAGCAGCAGCAUGAUGUACGUUCCGGACAGCAACCUGGUGCAGGAUCUAGAGGAUCCGGAGAAUCCACAACGCCCAUCGGUGAUACCGGACGAUGUUCCGAAGGGUGCCGGUUCCCAGCACCCCCGGAACGCGCCACUAGAUCACGCAUCACACGUCAACAUUUCAACUACAAAAGUGUGUACUCAGGAACUACCCCUACCGGACGGGGUGGACGUAAUCCAUGCUGCACCGGCCGCAGGACAUUUGAGCUCGUCCUCGAUUUAUCCGGCAUGUUUUGCACCGUACAUCAUCGUAACGGCGUGUUCCGAUUCAACGGUACGAUUUUGGAAGUGUAAAAGCAGUCGCAACGGUGGUGCUAGUGAUAGUGGAAAACACGAUGAAAACCGGCCGUCCAGAUACGAGUGGUGUGAGUGGGAAAUGAUUCGCAAAGACCAAGAAUCGACGAUCGACGUGAACGGGCAACUGUUGCACAUUAGCGCCGCUUAUUCUGGGCGUAUCGCGUGCGCGUACAAGUACGGCAAGUCCUUCACGCGUCCGACGAAGAGCACCGAUCCGGAAACGCGCUUUGUCAACCUGAGUGUGGCUAUCUACGAAUGUGAAUCGACCGGUGGCAGCGAGUGGGUGCUCGAGGAUACCAUUCACCUGAAAAACAUUCAUCUACCGCGCAUUCAGGUGGACCAAAACCUGGAUCUCAGCUAUCUGUACGACACGCGCACGCUACAAAAGAAGCAGCGAUUAAACCAGGUGCUGCACACUCUGUCGCACGAUGAGGCUCGAUUGCCGAGAUCCGGCAACGGCGAUGUAACACCGGAAACGCUCGCUAAACCCGGCACGGGGCUGCUUGCCGUGCCGAGCUUCAGCACGCUACAGUCCCUGCGCAAGAGCAUCACCGAGCACGGAAACACGUGUCCCAUCACGCAGAAGCAUCUGGUACAGCUAGAUUGGGUUUCGAAGGAGGAUGGCUCGCACAUCCUAACCGUGGCAGUGGGGAGCAAAAUUUUGCUCUUCACUCCGGUAUGCAGCGAUCUGGCUCAAUCGAACAUGAAGGCGAUGAAGGAAUCGCAAUCGUCCAACCGACCGCUACUGCGCAAGGCCAGUUCGUUAGCGCAGCCUCAUUUCAACGACGAAAUACGCUGGAUGAAAUUGCGCCAGAUCGAACUGACUACGGCCGAUGGGUUGCCACCGCUGCCGAUGCAAAUUUCCUGGGUGAGAGACGGCAUCUUUGUCGCCGGCAUGGACUCGGAGAUGCACGUGUACUCGCAGUGGAAACCACAAAGCAAUAGUCUGUACAACGUGCACAACCAACUCGACAUUGACGACAUAUACGACACGCGUAACCUGAAGGAUGAAGAUCUUCGCUCGAUGGCGCAGGACAGCAGUCAACGGCGGUUGGCGAACGUUUCGUCGAUGCCUGUUCUGUCGCGGGUCAGCUCCAUCAACUUGAAUCAGAUGCUGUCAUCAGCGGAUGCCAAGAAAAAGAAACCGCUGGGUACCGCCAGCACUGGACAGAUUGGAGCGGCAGCUUCAGCUACCACGAACGGCGCUGACCAGCAAUCGCCCGGCCAUCAUGACUACAUGACCGAUUACGGACUGUUUGAGGCAUCUCGCAUCGCGUGCCCUGUCCUGCCACAGUACCAUCCGAAGCAGUUGAUGGAACUGUUAAACUCGGGCAAGAUUCGCUGGGUCAAAGCCAUCCUGGCGCAUCUUGUCCGUUGUAUUAGCGGAUCGUACACGGUACGCGGUGGCGGAGGUGACGAAGAGAGUCUCAAUCGACAGCGUGGUUGGUCUAGAACUCGCACACUUUCCAUUAGCUGCCCGGCAGGCACCGUUAGUCCUCUUGAACCAAGAGGAUCGACGACACAGAUUCCGGAAGAGUUGACCCUUGACUAUGCGGAAAUCACAUCAAUUCCCCCGUUACCACUAUGGACCUUGUUGGCAGCGGAUAAGGAAUCGACCAGCAAUAAUUUGCAGCAAAAUGACGAAGACUACAACGAGCUGUUCGAAAGCAAUACUGCCGAUGAAUCGUUAGAUGAUUUGCUAGACGACGAAAGCGGUGGCGGCGAGAUGAACCGUCAUACGGAUCGACGCUCUUCGCUACCGGAAAAGCACUAUCUUUCGCACUUUGGUCCCCGGCAAGGACAACUGCUGUCCCGGUUGCUGACUCACACUCACCUGCCUGGGCUGUCGUCACUGGAUCAGAUGCAUUUGCUCGCGUUGGCCGACACGGUGUCGACAUGCAACAUCGAUUUUGCGGAACGGUUCGCAAUAGACGCGGCCAAAACGGCAAUUGCGAAGGAAAAUUUGACCGGUGUUCCAAACACAGAAAGUGUAUCGACAGAUUCCCUGGACGAUUGUGGGCUUCGAUUUUUGCUGGCGAUGAAACACUACAACUAUCUGUUGCGUUGCUUACCCAUUUCGCAACGGCAUUCGUUCCAGAAGCAGGGUGUCGGUACGUCCAACAUCGUGUGGGCUUUCCACUCGGAGAGCGAGGAAGAGCUGCUCAAUCUGAUACCGUCGUACGUGAAAGGACAGCCCAAGUGGCACGUGCUCAAGGAACUGGGCGUUGGUUGGUGGUUGCGCAAUAAUAACCUGCUGCGCCAGUGCAUCGAGCGCUUGGCGAAGGCUUCGUUCCAGGCUAACCAGGACCCGUUGGAUGCUGCCAUCUAUUACAUGGCGAUGAAAAAGAAAUCCGUUGUGUGGGGACUGUACCGGUCGAAGAGAGACGAAAAGAUGACGGCCUUUUUCGCUAACAACUUUGCCGAGGAUCGUUGGCGUAAAGCUGCGUUGAAAAACGCAUUCGCACUGCUCGGAAAGCAGCGGUUUGAGCAUGCAGUGGCAUUCUUCCUGCUGGCCAAUUCACUCAGCGAUGCACUGGAGGUGUGCCUAACGAAGCUGGAAGAUCUGCAGCUGGCGCUGGUGAUCACGAGAUUGUACGAAGGAGAGCACGAUGCAACUCCACCCAGCUUUAAGCGGUUGCUUUUCGAGGAGGUGCUGGGUUGCGACAAGAAUGGUGAAAAUCAGGACCUCAGCCGAGCGCAUCCUGAUCCAUUUCUACGUUCGAUGGCACUGUGGAUUUUGAAGGAUUACACCGGCAGCUUGAGCACGUUGCUCGACAGCCAAAUUGGCAGCAUGCACCCACUGUUUGAUGAUGAAAGUGCGGCCCUUGGCAGUGGCUCUCAUCAUGACACUAGUCAUUCGACGAACCCGAACGUGUUCAACUUUUACGUGUAUUUGCGCACGCACCCUCUGCUGAUUAGGCAGCACAUUGCCUUGUCGGCGCAGGAUAAGCGAAAGGCUCAAGUUGUCAUUGCAGGAUUUAGCUACGGCGGUGCGGAUGCCAGCACCGUAUCGGGUGGACUUUCGACGGAUAAGCAAAUACAGCUGGAGGAUUCGAUCACGCCGCUAGAAAGACAGCUCUACUUUACCACUGCCCAUGCUCACUUUAAAGCCGGAUGUCCUGCGUUGGCACUGGAGGUGCUUAGUAAACUGCCUACCAAAGUCAUCGAGCAGGAAACGAGCAAUGUGCAAAGUCCCGGCAGCGGGCUUGAAAUUAAGGAUCAGAGUACGCUGAUUGCCACCGGAACGCUUGACUGGAGCAACGGCAACAGCAGCAAAGACACGGCGGUCAGCUCAUUCGAUUGGGGAGCUUCCACUGGAAACAGUACGGCCAUGGACUGGGGUGCACCAGUGACCUCUCAGCUGAACGGCGGAAAUGAUGAAUUCAAAAUCGUUUGGGAUGAUGACGAAGCGGGCGCCGAAAAUGAGAGCAGCGACGAUGACGGAGGCAUCCAGAUCAAGAAAAAACCCGACACGGAAAGUCUUCCACUCAACAAGAUGGCUGAGACUGAGCUUGAAGACGGUUCGGCUGGGGGUGGUAGUUUGGAUAUUAUGGCGCAACAGCUGAAGUUCAUCGCAUGCUUGAAGAUUCUUAUGGAGGAACUAUCGACACUGGCCACGGGCUUUGAGGUGGAUGGUGGUCAAUUGCGCUAUCAACUGUACGUUUGGCUAGAGCGUGAGGUGGAGGCACUGAAGCAGCUGUGCAACUAUAGCACUGGUGAUUCGGAAAAUACGGCCAUUGAAGAUACCACCACGGCGGAAGCGAUGGACCGUGACACGCCGCUGCUGGCAAACAAGUUCCCCCACGACAAGCCAACGUUGCACGAAAUUCUCAUUCAAGAAAAGCAAGAUUUCGAAGCAAAAGUCCAGCGUGCAGCACGCCGCAAGCGCUGGUUGAAAGCCAACGAGACGCUGCUACGCACAUUGCUUAGCUAUUGCUCCCUGCAUGGUGCCAGCGGUGGAGGCUUAGCCUCGGUGCGCAUGGAGUUGGUCCUGCUGUUGCAGGAACUUCAACAGGAAAAGACGCAACAGCAGCUGCUGAGCCCACUGCCCUUCCCGACCACGUUGCCGUUGUUGAGUGCCUGCGUAGCCGGCAACAAAACGGUGAUUGCGGAUCCGCUGCGCUAUCUGCAGUCCCACACGCACGAUAUGCUGCAAACGAUGGUCAACAUGCGUACGCCGCCGCAUAUGAACCGUGCCUACACCUUUCCGAGUGGUAUCUUCGUCCUGCGGGAUCUUGCCGUGGCGCUCUCGGCUUGCAUCUACCAGUCGUUGUGCGAUUCGGACACGUUCAGCGUGAAACAGUCGUCCUCGUCGGUCGACGGUGGCAGCCAGGGUGGUUGCCAUAGUCCUGGCAUGGAGACGAUCGCCAAGCUGAACGCGAGCUGCCAGAGCACGCACCUUAUGGCUAAUGCGGCCGCUCAUCAGCGCCGCCGGAAGUACUCGACCGAUGAGCCAUUGGCGGUGAGUACGCCUCCCUCCAAGUGGCCCGGGGUGACAAACCUGCGAGCGCUGCUGGCACGAGAGAAGGACGAAGAUACACCGAGGUUGAACGUGUUACUGUGCGAAUCGUUUGUGGCCGCCUACAUGGCGCUGUUCGUGUACGCGCUCACCACUUGCGAUAGCCACAUUCUGUACCGCCUGGCUGGGCAGAACUUUUCCGACGGUUCCUGGUCGGCGUUAUUCGGCGGUGGCGUUAAGAAGCUGUUGCGUAAAGCCACCUCGCAUGCGCAAACUGUCCAGGCGCAACUGCAGCAGGAUAGCGUGGAAAGUGCAGCUGAUGCAGGCACCACCGCAGCUGAGGGUAGCGUAUGGGGAGCGGUCACGUCACUCACCAAGCACCGGGUGAAGCUAAACAUGAAGCUGUUGGGACCGUUCGCUGGACCGCAGGGUGCGUCUAACAUGAAAGAAGACAAACCGACGUAUCGAGAACAGUUUGUGCCGCCGGAAAUGUCCAUGGUGUCGUACUUUCUCACCAAACCAAUUCCAAAGGGCAUCGGAGCCGACGAGGAGGAGUACGAUUCGGCCGAUUCAGCCGUGUCCGAUCUUGACGACGAGGACGAAGAUGAGGAUGUGUUUAAUGAUCCGCUCAACAACGACCCCAAAGCAUCACAAGUGUCGGCAGCGGUGCGAAAGCACCGGCUGGAAAACACGGAACACUCCAAUCCAAACUCUUACUCGUGGUGCAUAAUGCGAUUUGCACUGAUACGCGUCGCGCAGAACCAGCUGCAAUCGUUUAUCGGGGUGGCCGGGAUCGAAAUGCAAGAGCUACCUGUCUGCAGCCCGUUGGUGCACGGCAUACUGAGGACAUUGUCUUUAUGGCAAGAUCUAUUGAAGGAAGAGCUAGAAAAUCGGGGACCUGCUUCUGUCGAUUACAUUCCUGGUUGCUUUAUUGAAUCGGAAGCGAAAGGUCCAGCAAUACACAAGUAUCGUUCGUUAUUGGAGCGUUCAAAUACACCAUUUAGCCCGUGUCUGUCAGCAUCCGCACCUGCUCGGCGGCUAUGGAAUUAUUUGGUUCGGAUCGAAUCCGUUCAGGAUAUAUUCAUAAGAGCCGUUUUUGCAGCAUCAAUAAUCGAUUCCAGCACACCAAUCGGACACGAAAAUAAUGGCAGCAUAACCGGAGUUUAUCAGCAGCAUAAUCAAAACAUUCCAGAACCGGUACGCAUCAUACAUAAGGAUCAGGAACAGAUAUCGGCGUUCUGUCUCAACAUGGUUAAUCCGGGUUUGCUUGCACUCGCCACCCCGAGAGAGGUGCAAGAGAUGGAUAUUUCUCUGCUGCUUGAAUCGCCCAACUGGAUGGAGGAUGAAUGUGAGAUGGACAUUAUGAACCUAGCGAAAGAUAUUGAAUCGCUUCCGUCGAGCAGCUUUCUCGUCAUACAAACUUCAACUGAUAAACAUUUAAUCAACCAAAAUAUUAACAGUGCUCAGAACUAUGGUGCACCAUCGAGCCCUCAACCUGGAAUUGCUGGACAAUCAGGCCGGGGAGCAUCAGUGGUAAUCAAACAUAAAGUAGACAACAUUAAACGAAUGAGUGCUCACCCGCUGUUGGCGAUGUAUUUGACUGGUGGACAAGACGGUUCUGUGCAGAUGUGGGAAUGGAGCCAUCAACAGGUGGUCUGGACACCGCGUCCUCCAGGAACUUUCGCAAAGGUUACCCGUUGCAGGUUCUCUCAGCACGGUAACAAGUUCGGAAUUGCCGAUGGUGAUGGUAAUCUGAGCCUCUGGCAAGUGGGAUUGGUGAGCCAAAGCAAUCGGCCAUUCUUUACAUACCAAUGCCAUAAUAAAGGAAUCACAGAUUUCGUUUUCCUUGGAUCAUGCAGCUUGGUUGCAACAGCUGGUCACAGUUCUGAAAGCAAAAAUGUGGCUAUAUGGGAUACACUUUUACCCCAAAAGAAGGCUCUAGUAGCCGCUUUUACAUGCCACGAUCAGGGUGCUUCUAGUCUUGCGUAUGCACCGCAACACCAAAUGUUGAUUUCCGCUGGCAAAAAGGGUGAUGUCAGUAUUUUCGAUGUGCGUCAACGAGUACUAAGACAUCGGUUCCAGGCUCACGAACAUCCUAUCAAAUGCUUAGCCAUUGAUCCUAACGAGGAACAAUUCGUAACCGGGUCGGCUGACGGUGAUAUUAAGGUGUGGGGUUUGAACGUUCAUACGCAACUGUACAGCUUCAUUGGAGAGCAUGCACGUAGCAGCUUUUUCAAACACAUUGGUCAAGGCGUUACGCAGUUGCAGAUUGAUCAAGGUGGUCGACUAUUUUCCUGCGGGGCCGAUGGUUCGAUGAAGGUACGGCAACUACCUGAUCGGGAAUCGAUUGUUCAUUCGUUGUACUAAAUAUAGAUAAGCUGAUCCUUAAUUCCGUGUGAAAGCGUUCGUUACAGAAACAAGUAGGAAAUAUUAAAUCAACUUUAUGUAGGAGACUGGUUAAAACAUUGAUGCAAAGUAUUAAACGAAGUGAGGAAUGGGAUGACAGAGUGGUCAAUCUAGCUUUGGCGAUUUAGCUAAUUGACUGUUGACGAGUAUA